AUGACUCUGUUCCUUCGUGUCAAUGACGCUUUAAAUGCAAAUCCCCCUUUCAGGCCGGAUGAGACUCUAUCUCUGGCAGGAUCCGAUUGGCUUUGGGCAGUUAUGGCAGUUCACUUGCUCGCAUUCCUCAUACUCCUAAUUUUCUGCUUCACCACCCCAGAGAGUGAUAGAGUUUUCCAUUACCUGUUCACCAUCACUCUCCUUGUUGGGACUGUGUCAUACUAUGCAGAGGCUUCUGAUCUAGGCUGGAGCACAGUCAAGCAAAUCGAUAAGCUCGACAACGGUUCUUCUCGCCAACUAUUUUACGCAAAGUAUAUAAAUUGGGCUGUCGCCUUCCCUUCUGUUAGCCUUGCGCUAGGCCUACUAUCCAACGUCUCUUGGACCACCAUCGUCACAAACAUAUUUGUGUCCUUCCUCUGGGUGGUAACUUACCUCGCCGCUGCCUACACUACAUCAAGCUAUAGGUGGGGCUUUUUCACUUUUGGGACUCUGUGCUGGAUCAUUCUCGCCAUGAGCACACUAAAUGAGAGCCGCGAAGCAGCGUCACGUAUUGGCCUUUCUCGGGACUACAUGAUACUUUCUACGCUAGCAAAUUUUUCCUGGGUGCUUUACCCUAUUGCUUUCGGACUUAGCGAUGGGGGCAAUGUCAUAGGCAUUACCGGCAGCUUCAUCUUCUUUGGUAUCCUCGACAUACUAGCAGUGCCAGCACUUGCAUUGCUGUUCAUAAUACUAGCAGGCAAGUGGGAUUAUCACCAUUUGCAUCUAGCUUUCAGCGAGCACCGCUAUGCCCCGGAAGAUCAUGGCACUGCCUUGCCAAAAGGAAGCGAGACCGCAAGUCCCACUGGCAAUAGCUCCACUGCCUAA
Trichoderma asperellum CBS 433.97 is the source of this 864-nucleotide messenger RNA. RefSeq lists its product as uncharacterized. Lineage: Eukaryota; Fungi; Ascomycota; Sordariomycetes; Hypocreales; Hypocreaceae. The record is from RefSeq and is a predicted model, not a curated record.